This is a messenger RNA of Harpegnathos saltator (Jerdon's jumping ant), 1803 nucleotides long. RefSeq names its product COP9 signalosome subunit 5 (gene CSN5). The transcript is spliced from 4 exons. NCBI's taxonomy places the organism in Eukaryota, Metazoa, Arthropoda, Insecta, Hymenoptera, Formicidae. The coding region runs from base 524 to 1720 and encodes 398 amino acids. Gene Ontology annotation, molecular function: protein binding; metallopeptidase activity. The record is from RefSeq and is a predicted model, not a curated record.
UCUAACCACUUUCUGGCUGCAAGCGCAUAGUUAACUGACAGAAAAGCAACGGACGUGUGAUAGCAUUCUGAACGCUUUGUCAAAGCUAUGUGUGUGUGAUCGGCAGAGCCGUGAUUCGCGAUUGUAUUUUAAAGAAAUACGAGUGACUAACGUCCAGUUAGUAUACGCACUUUGCCAUAAUUACAUUGAGCAGUGUUGUUGACAAAUUUGAUGCCCUUCGAUGAUCUUAACCUCUCACAUGAUAUGAGGAGAUUUAUGUUUGCCUGGGAACGUAUUGUUUUCUAACAUAUUUUUAGCAAACCGAGUAGCACAACACGUAACAAUCUGCGCUUAUUUACACUCGCUAAAAUCACCUCUGCCGCACUGAUCCAAUUCCUGUAUAUAUAUAAUAUAUAUAUGCCUACAUUAUAUAUAGUCACGCUACACACAACAGCAAGCACACAAGUCACCUCUUGACAUUACGAUAGAUUGGAUUUUUAUCAUUACUCAGUUUACUUGUAUCAUUUGUUGUCGCUUGUCAGAGAUGGAUUAUAAUAAUGUACAUCUCUCGAUGGAUAAUAAUAAUAGCUUGUUAGUAGAAGAAAUGGACCCUAGUGAUUUAACGGUUGAAAGAAAAGAUAACACAAAUGAACCAUUAUCGAUCGAAAUGACCAGUGGAUCUGAUAAUGUUGAUUUAUUUAAAAGUAUGGCUAGCACGUCUUCGGACCAGAAUACCAUCGCACAGAAGACAUGGGAACUGGCGAAUAACAUCGAGACCAUCAGCACAAUUGACGAGAUUUACAGAUACGACAGGAAAGAACAACAGGAUAUAUUAACUGCCAAACCAUGGGAGAAAGACCCACAUUUCUUCAAAGAUAUCAAAAUAUCCGCGCUAGCUUUACUAAAAAUGGUCAUGCAUGCACGAUCCGGUGGGACACUGGAGGUGAUGGGUCUUUUGCUUGGUAAAGUAACAGCAAAUACAAUGAUUGUGAUGGAUUCUUUUGCCUUGCCAGUUGAAGGAACAGAAACUAGAGUAAACGCUCAAGCUCAAGCUUACGAAUAUAUGACUGCUUACAUUGAAGCAGCUAAACAGGUUGGUAGACAAGAAAAUGCAAUUGGUUGGUAUCAUAGUCAUCCUGGAUAUGGAUGCUGGUUAUCCGGGAUUGAUGUAUCAACUCAGAUGCUCAAUCAAAACUUCCAAGAACCGUUUGUCGCGAUCGUCAUUGACCCUGUGAGAACCAUAUCUGCUGGCAAAGUUUGCCUAGGUGCAUUCAGAACCUACCCUAAGGGAUAUAAACCAGCAAAUGAGGAGCCGUCGGAAUACCAAACGAUACCCCUGAACAAAAUCGAAGAUUUCGGUGUUCAUUGCAAACAAUACUAUUCUCUGGAGGUAUCCUAUUUCAAAUCUUCGUUGGACAGACGACUGCUCGACUCAUUGUGGAAUAAGUAUUGGGUGAAUACCUUGAGCUCCUCCAGCUUGUUAACAAACGCGGAUUACACCACAGGGCAGAUUUUCGAUCUGUCGGACAAGUUAGAACAGUCUGAAGUAGCGUUAGGAAGAGGAUUUGUCCUGGGUGGCACAGAUCCCCAUGAUCGUAGCACAGUGGAGAAGCUCAUAAAGGCAACCAGAGACAGCUGUAAGACUACUAUCGAAGUUAUUCACGGUUUAAUGGCGCAAAUAAUCAAGGACAGACUGUUCAAUCACGUUGGCGGCAAUAUGAGCGAUCCUCAACAGAAGUAAUGAGAUUUUGUGAAAUGCGCAAUGACGAUAUUUCAAGUACGAAAAUUGUGUUUGUAAUUAAAAUCAUCAUGUAUCUUGUAAAA